UAUUCAAAUUUUUAAAAAUUUGUUAAAUUAUUAUAUUUAAAAUGUGAAUUUUUUUAUGAUACUUUAUCUACAAAUUGAAUUUUAUCAAUAAAGCUAAAGUUAAUGUUACUUAAAAAAAAUUACUAAAAAAGUUUAAAUUUAUUUAAUUUAACUUGCGCAACGAACGGGCAUCGACCUAGUUUAGGUAAAAGGCCAAAUUAACAAAGAUGCAGUAUAGGCAUAGAUAUUAGAUAAUCUCCAAUUCAACUUGCAUAUAGUAUUAUAUAUAAAAAAAAAAAAACUGCAAAAUCUAUAAAAUUAAGUUAAACCUAAAAAUUACAAAAUCUGUGAAUUGCAUAUCAAUUAAUUCAUUACAUAAUAAGUCAAAUAAUCAAUUGAGAGUUAAUAAUUCACAAAAUAGAACCCAUAUAUAGGAUCUAGUGCAUAUUAACAGAAGAUUAAUAAGACUAAAUUGCAAUAGCUAUACGUACCUUGUUGUGAUUAAAACUCAUGCAGCUGAAGCAAAAUAAAUAGAAAAAAACCACAAAGCGGGAUAGACUUUUUAUUUGACAGAGGUAGUUCUGAAAUUAGGUGGUUAAACAAUUCUAUUUAACACUUAAUAUGUGAAAAUUAUUACUAACUUACUUAUCCUAAUGCAACUCUAAUUCCUUCCCACUUCAAUUAAAACUCUUAACUUAUUUCCUAAUUCAAUUCAAACUAAAUUGAAAUCCUAUCGUGACAGUGAAACUCAUACCAGCCUUAUAAAAAUAUCGACAAACCAGCUUCAUAAUAACAGAACUACAAAUUAUUGUCUGUCUUCUAUAAAUACAGACAAGCUGCUACUUCAUAGUAAAAGUUGUACAAAUUCCUGUCCUUAUAAAUUCUUUUUCUUUAUCACAAUAUGGUACGAAGAUGCAGUGAAAUCAAGAACAAGAAUAAGCAAGUUUGUGAUAUAGCGGAGAAUUUAAGAAUUCCGUUUCCUUCGCCAGCAGCAACUCCUUGGCUCCUUAUGAUCCAUAAGGAAAGUUCAGAAAAUCAAACUUUUUACAAUAUAGAAACCAACGCAAAUCACAAUCGAAAUAUUAGUGAAUUGCACUGUAACUCCAUCCUGGGGAGUUACUUCGGCUGGUCAAUCUUGAAAAGUAAAGAAUACCAAUAUUGUUUGUGGAAUCCAGUGUCCCUUGAAACCAUUAAGCUACCCUUCCUUCAACGCGAUUCAAAUUUACACAAGGCCAUUCUCACUCUACCGCCAGCUCAUCCAAAAAGCAAGUUAAUUCUUAUUGAUUGUUUGCAUCUGCGCAUAGUGUUUUGUGGACCUCAAGAUCAUAGCUGGACAACACAUGAUUUUGAUGAUUUUGGGGACCAACCUGAAGGUCAAGAUGGUUUUGAAUAUAUUUCUAUGUGUGACGGGAUAUUAUAUGUUGCCACUUGGUAUUUUAAAAAGAUGUUCAUGAUAGAGAUAAGCCAUAAAGAUGAGUUUUUUUUACAAGAUUUAGAACUAAACCUACCAACAACUCGCCAAAUAUUGCAUUUUGAAUAUUACAUGGUGGAAUCAUGUGGUCAACUUUUGUACGUAAAUUUGUACUUUCGUGGACAAAGUUGGACAGAGAUUGAAGAUGUAGAUGUUUUUAAAUUGGAUUUCUCUAAAAUGGAGUGGCUAGAGGUGGAAAGUUUAGAGGAUAGAGCUUUAUUUUUGAGCAUAGACUACUCGAUGUCGUGUUCAGUAACUGACGAUCUUAAAGGAAUUGAAGCAGGAUGCAUUUACUAUAUCAUAUAUGAUAAGGUCUUUUGCUAUAACUUGGAAAAACAACGUAGAUCAACUUAUGUGUAUUGCAAUGAUGUAAUAAAGCAAAGAUCUGUACAGUAUUGGAUAAUGCCCGAAGAUUUCAGAUUGGAUCAGGGACGCAAAGUACUUCUCCAUCAUACUAGAGUUGAACAAGAGGAGCUUAAUACAGAUUAUGCAGAAGAAAAUGCAGUCAUCGAGCAAAGAGCAGAAGAAGAAGACGGAGAAAGUAUAAUCACUGAUUUACCAUUGGAAGUGCUAACACUUGUUUGGGAACGCCUUUUCCUAUUCGAUUAUAUAUGCUUCCGUCGAGUUUGUAAGAAUUUUCUUUCGGUAACUCCUCCGCUCCACUGGACAGCCAAUGAUAUAGAUCUGCAAAGCAGUCAAAUGUUUUAUCCAUGCUUCAUGUUUAUCAAAAGUGGAACUAUCAACCUCAUCGACAUGAAGAGGACCGAAACAUAUUAUAUGGAAGAUGCAAUUCCAGACUCACUGUCGGAUAGCACAAUCGUUUUCUCCAAGGAUGGAUGGCUGCUUAUGACGAAAGGCAUACGACAUGUUUUCUGCUACAAUCCUUUCAAAAAGAUUGUUCACCAACUUCCUGACAGAACUGUAUUGGGUUUCUUGCACACCAUGGGAUUUUCAUGCCCACCAACUUCCUCCAAGUGCUCAUUUGUUGGCAUUACAGAUCUCAUGGCAGAAGGCUGCUCUAUCUUAUAUUUUUGUAUGGUGGAUAAUAGAUGGAAUCGCCAUUUCAUAGGUAAAGAUUUUAUUCCAAGCAACAAUACUCCAGUUUUUCAAAAUGACUUGUUCUAUUUUUUAGAUAAAAAAGGAAGAUUAGCCACAUUUAGAAUCAAAGAAGGCAGUUGUCAGUGGAAGGUUCUUAUCAAACCUCAUAGCCCUUGCUUAGAUUCUGAGCGUAACUAUCUUUUAGAAUGUGAUAAAGAGAUUCUCUCCGUUUUUGUGGGUCAAUCAGGAAGAAAAGUGCUAGUUUUUCGAUUGGAUCGGUGUAAGAAGACUUGGAACGAAGUUAAAAGUUUGGGACAUCACAUGCUGUUCGUUAAUGAUUCAUCAUGCUUCUCUAUGGUGGCAAAAGUUGCAGGAAUGGAGAACAAGAUAUACUGUCCAAUAUUCGACAAGCUUGACAGAAUGAUAUUCUAUUCACUUGACACAACUAAAUAUCAUACUUUCGACAGUGAUUUAUCAUUGGAUUAUUUUUCACCCGAUGUUUGGGAACAGAGUCGAAGCUGUUGGAUUCAACCUAGUUAGUAGUUAUGUCUUUUUUUUAUCCGAUUAUUUAUUUUGUUGUACUUGAUUUAUUUAAGCAAUGCAUUUUAAAUAUUCAUUCAACAUAGCUGUCAUUAAAACCAACACUGGAUCAAUUUUUUUUACUGUUUAAUUUUUUUGGAUUCGUGUCAUGGGAAGUGACAACGAUGGAGGUGUUGUUUCUUCCGCCUCCCAGGUUUCUCUUCUUGCACGAGUAAAUUGGGCUUUUACCUUCGAUAAUUUCAUGGAUGAUUCAGACAAAUGGAACAGUCUUAAUUGAGUCAAAGAUGAAAGCUUAUUCUUCUUUACUGAUUUUUUCAUCGAUUCAAUGAUGCUUUCUCAAAGUUCAGAUUAUUGCCUUGGGAAUCGAUUGUGAGCAAUUAAAUUUGUCUCUCUACUGCUGCAUUUUCUUCUCGGCUUCACAACAAAUUACUACUGCUGCAUUGGGUUCAGUCGAAGAGAAUUGAGAACAAGAUCAAUCGGCAAGUAACUUUUUCAAAGAGAAUGUCUGGUUUGUACUACAUGGUCGGGGCUUGUUCCAACAAUCAAGGUAUUAGAUCCACAUUUGAGGAGCGAGCAUGGUCAGUAAGUGAAAAAACUGGUGUUGAAAAACCUGAAAACGAUUGACAAGAAUUGAAUCUGCUAAUUGUAAUUGUUAAUGUAAGCUUUGUUUUUUGGCCAAAAAAGAAAUGUAAGCUUUGUUUAAGAAGAAUGUAAGGUUUAAUUGUUACUAGUACGAAACCCUUGCUUCGCUUCGGAA
This is a messenger RNA of Mercurialis annua (annual mercury), 3785 nucleotides long. RefSeq lists its product as uncharacterized. The record is from RefSeq and is a predicted model, not a curated record. The transcript is spliced from 6 exons. NCBI's taxonomy places the organism in Eukaryota, Viridiplantae, Streptophyta, Magnoliopsida, Malpighiales, Euphorbiaceae. The coding region runs from base 881 to 3028 and encodes 715 amino acids.